CCCCCCCUCCCUCCUGCUCUCUCUAAAUGACCUUUCUAUUAGUUAGGACAGCUUUAAUGUCAGUGUGAUAUCAUAUUGCGAGCAUGUAAGCUUUAGCAUUUCAGUGAGUAGUCCUCUUCUCAUGCAACGUUGUUCAUUGACAGGGGCCUAGGCCAGUAAAACAUGGUAAUCACCAGUUUAAUCUCGAGCUCUGCUCUGUCUCUCCAGGCUUCUGAUCAGUUCAGUGGCUGUUGUCGCAAGCUUGAAGUCGUGAUCUCUGUUCCAAAAAUAAGUCUGUGCCACCAUGCCGAAGGAAGAAAAACAAGAAGAGUCUUAUUUUUAGGGUCAUUAAUUUUGACCACGUGCCCUGAAGGUAAACUGGAUGGCCACUGGGCAAAAGCCCCCCAUCAGUAUGUCCUACGAAGCCAGCACACACUGGACGUUGACGGCGCUGGUUUUCUUUGGGUCCCUCUGUGGGAUUGUGUCACUGUAUCCUAUCUCAAAGAGGACUAAUGUCAUUUUAUUGGAGGAAACAUGGGAGAACCUUUUCGCUCGUUCCAUUUUAGGGAUCUCCGGGGAGAAAUCUGACCUGAACUGGGAGAGAGACUAUUUGCUUGGUAUCAAGAGAGUGCGGAGGCUGUACUGCAACGUGGGUAUCGGGUUUCACCUUCAGAUCCUCCCAGACGGCAAGAUAAACGGCGCACAUAAUGAAAACCAGUACAGUCUAAUAGAGAUCUCAGCGGUAGAGCGAGGAGUCGUUAGCUUGUUUGGGGUGAAAAGUGAGCUGUUUGUCGCAAUGAAUAGCCGUGGGAGAUUGUAUGGAACGAGAGUCUUCCAAGAUGAAUGCAAGUUCAAGGAGACCCUGCUGCCCAACAACUACAAUGCUUAUGAGUCUUCCCUACAUAGGGGAUGUUACAUCGCUAUUAGACAAAAUGGGCGCCUGAAGAGAGGGUCCAAGGCCUCCAUCACCAUGACGGUUACACACUUCCUACCACGGCUAUGAGCUUUACUUACAUGGUGUCACUAAUUUGCACAUUUGAGUUCGAGGAAAAUUGAAAAUCCACAGAACUUCAGAAGAAAGUGAUGACCUAUUAUUCUGUUUACACACAAACAAAGACAUACUUUCUAAUUUCAUCAACAGACUUUUGUCAGAUCUUUAUGCAUUUCAUUGUCUAUGCUACCUGUAGUUUCUGUUAUAAUUAUGUAAGGGACUUCUGUUAUUCUUGUUAUGGCCCAUGACUUUAAAUGGGUGCUUACCACAACAGGUGCAAAUUAUACCAUGUCAUUGGGAUGACUAAUAUCCUUGGCUUUUAGGAAUGACAUUUCAGUGUUUUAUUACCUCAGUGUGCAUGAUGGUUUCAGAGAGAGAGAGAUGCUUGUUUAGAUGACUACGCUCAUCAUUGUCAUUGUCUUGUGGGCGAAACUGAAUUUAGUAAAGUGAUAUUCACGUUGUGAAAUUAGGGGGUGCCUAAGUUUCCUGAUUGUGGUGAUGCAGCAAAUGUACUUAGGGAAAAAAUAUGCAUUGCUUGCAAGUCAUGGUUUAUGGUAACACUCCAAAGUGUACUAGCCUAAUUCCUAGAAGGCCUGGGGUAUCUUUAGUUUAUUUCCUUCUGUAAUUAGAUCAAUGACAGUUGAAACCCUAGAACCGAGAAUUUACAAAGCAGUCUGCAGCACCAGGAUUGAUUAAGCAUCCAAUGUAAAUGGAAAUCUGACAUAUCUGACCUUUUCUCAUAAAGUUGCUGUAUGUGACCUGUUUAACUGCCUCCAUCUAAACCGGACUGCCCUUAUUUGCAAAACAUGCUGUAGUAAACCACCCUGCCUUUUAAGGAGGAGGCAGUUACACGUGGCAAAUAUUAAGAAUCCUGACUAUUGUUAUUAUUGUUUUAUUUUUGCAGAUAAUUUACGAUCAGCACAAGACACUAACCAGACCCUAUUCCAGUGAUUACAGGGAUAGUGUGAACUUCAUCUGCAGACCCAUUCAUGAUAUGCCAUCAGAAGGAAGGCACAGUGUGUGUGCAUCUUUUAUUCCUUUCUUCGGGAGAUCUUGCUGCCUUGGUGCUUGUUUACAGUUUCACGCAUUAAGAAAUGAGUUUGCACAUGAUUGCAUGCUGCUAAAGACAUUAAUAGUAUUUUUUGGCUGUAGUAUACAGUUGUACCUAAAUAGCACUUGAACAUUACAUUUACCUCAUGUCAGAUAUUUGUUACAUAUUUGAUGAUUUUGGACACUGGUGCUCCGUACUGUUUGGGUGAGCACUUGUUCUGGAGCUCUAAGCAAGAAGGUAACUCACUGACUGUUGGCUUCACAUACAAAUUUCUUGGAACUGAUACAAAAAUAGAUUCCCAGUAGUCUUCAGACCAAACCAUUCCCCUGGAGAUGUUUUCUAAUUGUUUGGCACUGGGAGCAAUGUUAAAUGAUUAGUGUAAACUCUCAGUAAGAGCUGCAGAGAGCUCAUGAGCCACAGGUCCCACUUGCGGUUUAAGACUGGUUGCGGUUUAAGACUGAUUGCGGUCAAAAUAGUAUGUUGUUUCCCAUUGACAUAAUGUCAACAUUAUACUUUUGAAAGCAGUAUUUUAAGCUCGCCAUUCAGACAUCUAGACGUAUGCUGACAUAAAAACCUCCCUUCACAUAUUCCUCUCUCUAAAAUUGUGUAUCAGAAAUAUUGUGUGCAAUUGUUAUUAAGUUUGUCUUACAUUUUAAUCAAAAAUAAUUUUGAUGUAAGGACAUAUUGUAUGUCAUGAAGUCUUUCUUGCACUCUAAUAGUUCAUUGGGAUGUUACUGGAUAGUAUUCAUAGAACAUGAUUCCUGCGACAUUAAAUCUGUUUUGUAAGACAUUAAACGCUGUGUCUGACUAUGGAACAUCCCCUCUGCAAAAUACUGCACAAGGGUGUCUCACCAGAACUUGGCCCCUUCUCCCAGAAGUACAAUCCUGCACUGAAGGGGCUAAUGCUUCCUCCAAUGCCCCUCCUCUUUUUGGCCCAUACCUCACUUUCUUCCUUAGUUCUGAUCUGCUAUCAUUAUGGGCAACACCUGCUGCUUCCAACAAUUGUGUAUUUUUGGGGGGAAAAUAGGUACAUAUAUCGCAAAUGUUUUCCUUUUAUUUUUGUACAUAUGUGCUGUGCACAAGAGAUAGAUGUAUUGAAGGAAUCAUUAAAAAUGUUGAAGCUGUAUGUUUGUUGUAUUUUGUGUUCAGAUGCAAAUCAUUGUUCAUUCACAUUCAUCAUCAGCACAUUAA
Clupea harengus (Atlantic herring) is the source of this 3212-nucleotide messenger RNA. It is a transcript of the gene fgf6a, whose product is annotated as fibroblast growth factor 6a. NCBI's taxonomy places the organism in Eukaryota, Metazoa, Chordata, Actinopteri, Clupeiformes, Clupeidae. Gene Ontology annotation, molecular function: growth factor activity. The record is from RefSeq and is a predicted model, not a curated record.